Molecule: messenger RNA, 990 nt
Organism: Saprolegnia diclina VS20
Lineage: Eukaryota; Oomycota; Saprolegniomycetes; Saprolegniales; Saprolegniaceae
Exons: 1
Coding region: 8-874 (288 amino acids)
Source: RefSeq, a predicted model, not a curated record
GCGAUACAUGUACAAGGCACUGGGACUGAGCUCUGGGACUGACAAACUCAUGCUCCACAAGCUCAAGGCCGUUCGCGCGCCUUCGCACUUCACAGCCGGUCGCCGCGUCCCUGCGCUCUCAUCCGCGACUUUCAACGGCAUUCGCCUCGGCGUCCCGAUGACCUCCGUUGCCCACGUCCAGGUCGCCACGCCCAAUGUGGCGCGUCGCGAGUUCAGCACGACCGAUGUCCCCGUGCCCUCGAUGGGAAAUCGGAUCUCGGAGAGUACCGUCGUCAAGUGGGUCAAAGCGGUCGGCGACUCCGUCGAGGUCGAUGAAGUUGUCGUUGUGCUCGAGACGGACAAGCUCUCGGUGGACGUGCGCUCGCCGCAAGCAGGUGUCGUUGUCAAGCAUUUGGCGACAGUCGGCGCCACGGCGCUGGUUGGUGCUCCGCUUUUCCGCUUGACUAAAGGCGCUACCAGUGCUGCUUCGACGCCGGCGCCACCUACCGGCCCAGAUACGGUUGGUGUUCCCAUCACGAUCAAGGUUCCGUCGAUGGGCGACAAGAUCUCGGAAGCCACGGUCGCUAGCUGGGCCAAAGAUGCCGGUGAUCAUGUAGAUGUCGAUGAAGUUGUUCUCGUUCUCGAGACGGAGAAGGUCACGGUCGAUGUCCGCGCCCCCAGUGCGGGUGUCAUGCAAAAACAGCUCGUCAAGGUCGAGGACGUUGUCAAGGUUGGUGCGCGUCUUUUCCAUAUGGUCCCCAAUGCUGCGCUGACCGCGACCCAGAAGCGCGCUGCUGCGGUCAAGGCUGCAGCCCUGCAAGACGGCAACAAAGCUGGGAUUCGAUCCGUACUCGCUCGGAUUCUUUCUGGGUUCGGAAAGCGCUCGAUCGAAUGACUUUGAGUAAACGUGACGUGGGACGCGAUUCACAACCCGUGGUAGCAAGUAGCAGAUCGUGGCUCUGGUAAAAUCAUUCGUGUAAGCAUUGCGAAUCAAAGGUUUAAGUUUUCGAA